AUGAAGUUCGCCUUUGUCGCUACCGCCCUCGUCGCCGCCUCGGCCGUGGCCGCCGCCCCCGCCCGCCUCGACAAGGUCGACCUCGUCGCCCGCGACGCUGACGCCGCCGUCGCCAUCGACAUCCCCGUCGUCGCCCGCGAGGCCGAGCCCGAGGCCGAGGUCGAGACCCUCGUCGACCGCGAGGCCGAGGCCGACAACGAGAAGCGCACCUGGUGGAAGCACAAGUGCAAGCACGGCAAGUGUGGCGGCUGGGGCUGGGGCUGGCCCUGGGGCGGUGGAGGUGGCGGUGUCGUCGUCGGCGGUGGUGGUGUCGUCGUCGGCGGCGGCGGUGUCGGCGUCGGCGGUGGAUGCGGUGGCUGGUUCGGCCGCUGCGGCAAGUAA
This is a messenger RNA of Vanrija pseudolonga, 381 nucleotides long. RefSeq lists its product as uncharacterized. NCBI's taxonomy places the organism in Eukaryota, Fungi, Basidiomycota, Tremellomycetes, Trichosporonales, Trichosporonaceae. The coding region runs from base 1 to 381 and encodes 126 amino acids. The record is from RefSeq and is a predicted model, not a curated record. The transcript has a single exon.